GUGGUUGAGGCAACAAGUAGUUGGUUGAUAAGAUAUUUCGCCUCGACACAUUAAGUACACGCAACGUGCCGCGUCGGACGUCGGGUAUACAGAUACUUAAAUACUUGAAUCUCACACACAGGAACAUCACCUAGAAAUCUCCCCCAUAAUGUAUCCCUUUGGUUCUGGAAUGCCUUAUUCAUCGCAUCCUACUACUACCACUAAUGAGCCACCAACAAAUGCGCCACCCUUUGGAGCUGGUUGGGUGCCACCGAUGCAGCAGAACUCACCAUACUCCUCCUCGCCAUACCCACCGCAAGCCAACACACAGCCAAGCCACCACCACCAAAACCAGCACCAAAACCAGCACCACCAGCACCAUCCCCAUGCACAGCCACCGCCCCAGCAGUAUCCGCCCAGUCAGCAUGGGGGCUAUCCACCCUAUCCAACGAUGUCGGCACCCUAUCCCUAUCCGGCAUCAUCCGCAUCCUCACCGUAUCCAAAUGCCAACACAAGUCCUUACCCAUCCCAUAACAUUAAUCAGCUGCAUGGGGGGGUAGCUGCUGCUGCUGCUGCUGCUGCACCGUAUCCAGGCGCUCAAUCAGCCAUCAAUUCCCCUUAUCCCUCCGCUGGCAGUGGAUUCACUCCAGCCAUGACAGCCGGAUAUGAUGCUGGGCAUGGGCAUGGUCAUGGCCAUGGCCAACGGCAGAGUCAAUGGCAUGGGCAUGAGCAUGGGCAUGGGCUUGGUCAGGUGCAAGCGCAUCGGUCACCCACAGUUCACAAAGAGGGAACCCCAACUCUAUUGCCUGCCCAAGGCUUUGAUCCCGUCAAGGAUGCCCACGAUUUGCGCAAGGCCAUGAAGGGCUUUGGCACGGACGAGAAUGCGCUCAUCAACAUCAUUUGCCGGCGCACAAACGAACAGCGCCAGGAGAUCCAGCGCCAGUAUAAGACCCAUUUUGGCAAGGAUCUGAUCGAGGACAUCAAGUCGGAGACGAGUGGAAACUUUGAGAAGCUGCUCGUGGGUCUGCUCCGGCCAAUUGUCGACUAUUAUUGUGCAGAGCUAAACGAUGCCAUGGCUGGCAUUGGCACAGACGAAGAGGUACUCAUCGAGAUCCUCUGCACGCUAUCCAACAUGGAGAUAUACACCAUCAAAAACCAGUACUUACGCUUGUACGGCGCACAUCUGGAGUCCGAACUGAAGUCGGAGACAUCGGGCAACUUUAAGCGUCUGCUCACGUCGCUCUGCACAGCGGCACGCGACGAGAGCGGUCGCAUUGAUCCCAAUCAGGCCAAGGACGAUGCCAGGGAGCUGCUUAAAGCUGGCGAACUACGCGUCGGCACCGAUGAGAGCAUGUUCAACAUGAUACUGUGCCAAAGGAACUACGGACAACUGAAAAUGAUAUUCCAAGAGUAUGAGGGCAUGACCGGCCAUUCGCUGGAGAAGGCCAUCAAGAAGGAGUUCUCUGGUGACAUUAUGGAGGGCCUGAUUGCCAUCUUUCGUUGUGUGACCAACAAGGCCGACUACUUUGCCUCACGUCUGCACAAGGCCAUGGCCGGCAUUGGCACCAAUGAUACCCAGCUGAUCCGUGUCAUUAUAACACGCUGCGAGAUUGAUAUGGCAGACAUUAAAGUGGCAUUCGAGCGUCUGUAUGGCAAGUCACUGAAGAGCUGGAUCAAGGGCGACACUUCUGGCCACUACAAGCAUGCCCUCUAUGCACUGGUUGGGGAGCAGCGCUCAUCUUAAGUUUAUUCCUAUUUAUUAAUUAUUCAAAUUAAAAUCAAAAAUCAAAAGCAUACAACAACAAAAAAAAAAGGAUCCAAUUUUAUUCGAAUAUGUAUUCUCUUUUUCCUAUGUAUUUUAUAAUAAUUUACAUAUAUGUAUACAUACGUUACGUACACACACGCCCAGGGAGAUGGACAAUCAUACGAUGAUGAUUCGUCAUGAUGACCAACAUUUUGUAGACACUAAGUGCUCACAGAUAUUACCUGAAUUGUCAAUUUGUUAUAAACAUUGUUUUAAGCAGACGCAAAAGCCAAAUUUUUGUAAUCCGCGCACUCACACACAGCACACACACACACACACUGCUACACUACAUACAUUCAAAAGCCACAACGAUAUACCCUUACACAUUUAUUUAUUUGUAUUAAGUGGAAUGCAUUCUUUAAAUUGUACAAUAAAAAAAGAAACAACAAAAGAAACAAAGAAACAACCCAAUGAAAAUACAAAUAAAGAUUAGAUUUACUUUAUCGAACUGUGUCUCAAAAAUGUAACUCUAUUGCCUUUGCCUGAAGCAUUUAAAAAACUUUCGAAAAACAUACACCGAAAUAUUAUACAUUAAUAAAAAUAUGCAUUUUGAGUCGUUAAAAUUUUAGAAAUACAUACAAUACAUAC
Drosophila obscura is the source of this 2371-nucleotide messenger RNA. RefSeq names its product annexin B11. Gene Ontology annotation, molecular function: calcium-dependent phospholipid binding; calcium ion binding. Lineage: Eukaryota; Metazoa; Arthropoda; Insecta; Diptera; Drosophilidae. Gene Ontology annotation, cellular component: cytoplasm. The transcript is spliced from 8 exons. The record is from RefSeq and is a predicted model, not a curated record. Bases 149 to 1723 code for a protein of 524 amino acids.